AAAAAAAAUUAUAAAAUCAUAAUUCAUAAAAAUAUUGUACAUUUAAUUUUCUCUAGAAUAUUACUUUUUUGUGAUGUCACAUACAGUACAGAAAAUAAAUUAGGAUUUUGUUUUUUACAUGUAAAUGAUUCUUGGUUUCGUAAUUUAAGUACCUUUUUGUGCUAAAUAACAAACAUGUUGCUUGUGUUUCUAUAAAAGUUUACACUAGACAUUGCAUAACAUGCUUUGGUCAAUCUCAGACACCUUAAACAAAAAGUGUAAAAGCAACAGCAAAAAAGCAAAUACUAUAUUAUUAUACUAUGUUAUGUAAUUUUCUACUUGCAGUGUUUUACAUGUAAAAACCAACAAAAACCAUCUCCAAUGCUUUUACUGUUGAUUGCUCGUUAGUUACAGGGAGCAUGCACAAAUAUCCAGAUAAAUUGUGAUAGAAAACCAACUAAUAUGGUUUUUAAUAUUACCAUGUUUAUAUCCAUUAUAGUAAGAUAUGACCGUGUACUGAAUAAUAUGAAUUCCUGAUACAUGAUGGGUUAUUAUUCGCGAUGCAGGCAUACAAGAAUACACGACGGACCCUCUAUUCACGCCUUUCUACGUUUUAAAUAGAGGAGAGAUGUUCCACGAUGAUCCCACUGUUUUCCUGCCGUCCCGCCCACGGUCAAUUUUGAUUGGUCAAACCCAGAAACUACUAAAGAGGUUAUUGGCUGCUCUCCUGUCUGCGUCGUGACAUCAUGUGACAGGUCCGUAGGAGGUUUCCUGUAGGUUUAACCAGGCAGUGUGGGUUUACAACGAGGAAAGCGGAGACACUAUUACAAUGAAUCUGUAAAUAAAAUCAAACCAAUCUUGUGGAGACAUGAGACUCGCUGUUUACGCGUUUUGCGGCUUUGCUCUGGGGCUUUUGCUCGUGGGUUUGCGGGAACUGUUGUUUGGUUUCGGGGAGAACCGAUGCAGCAUGACAUACAUGUUCGAGUACCCAGAAUACCGACGUGUGCUGCUCCCGAAGCGCGUCGCGCGCCAGUACCCAUCAUACGGCCUGUAUCUGUAUGGAGAGGGAGCAUACGCCCAGGAGACCAGAGGACUCAAGCUAACCGGUGCUCCGGUGCUCUUCCUGCCUGGGAACGCGGGCAGCUACAAGCAAGCUCGUUCUCUGGGUUCGGUGGCAUUGAGGAAGGCUGAGAACCUGGACAGACGAAUCCAUAUGAACGUAUUCACCAUUGACUUUAAUGAAGAGCUGGUGGCCCUGUAUGGGGGCAGUUUGCACAGGCAGACUCAGUUUCUACAUGAAAGCAUCAAAGCCAUCUUGCGCCUUUACAAGGAUCGUCCAGACCCUCCCACGGGUGUGGUUCUGGUGGGUCAUUCCAUGGGUGGAGUGGUGGCGAGAGCGUUGUUCACCCUGGCACGUUUUAACCCACGCCUCGUCAGCCUCAUCGUCACCCAGGCCUCACCCCACCAGGCACCUGUCCUGUCUCUGGACCCUUAUAUACUGGAGUUUUACUCUACAGUCAGGCAUCGCUGGGCCAGAAAUGCUGAAGACCUUCGUAAUGUAACCGUUCUCUCUGUGGGUGGUGGUUACCUUGACUUCCAGGUACGCUCUGGUUUGACAGCGCUGUCCUGCCCCGUCGAUGACCUCAAUAAGAUGUCAGUAGUGGCGACUGCGGUUCCCCGAAGCUGGGUUUCCACAGAUCAUAUUUCCAUCGUUUGGUGCAAGGAGCUGGUUUUGGCCACAGUCCGGGCAUUCUUUGACCUUAUUGAACCUGAAACAGGGCAGUUCACAGAGAGUCCUGAGAAGCGGAUGUCAGUGCUGAACUAUCACUUCUUUAGACACCCAGUGCUGCAGCCUGGAGGGGCACAGGAUGCCCCCGUCACUUUCACAGCUCCUCCUGAGGCGUGGAAGGAGGUCAACACACUCCGUCUGUUCUACAGUGCCCCCAAGGAAGCUCAAGUCAUGUACUUCCUGUUUGCUCUCUCCAGUCGAAGGAAAGCCUACAGUCAUUUCCACUGCCGCAGUAAUAAUAUGGAAAUGACCAGCUGGUUGUAUGGCUGUACACAGAUGAGUGGUUCAAUGUGCGUUCAAGCAGUUGAUCUCUCAUCUCAGACAGAACUUCUUCCGGCCUAUAAGGCCAUUACAAUGAAAAUCAGCCAACUUUUGUCUGUCUCUCAUCUCAUUAUUGACGCCUCAAACCCCAGUGGAACGGAGUUUGUAGUGGAGUGUGAGCUGCAGAGAGAGGAGAGCUUGACUGUCUCAGUGCAGGUGCCUCAUGUGCUGUCCUUUGGCCUGACUGUAAGUGACGUCAGCAUUAACUCCUCUGGGCUGCUUCAUACGCUACAGCUGCAAGACUUUCAUCAGGUCUAUCAAGCUUUCAGAAUAACAAUAAUGAGUCACUGUAAAACCACUAAAGAAAGACUGCCCAGUGUGUACAGACUGAGGGUACCUUGGUUUCUUGAAGACUCCUUUGAUACAGCAAGUAUUCCUUCGGUAUCUGACAUCUACAGCAUGCUUCACACCAGCCGCCCAGACAACUCCUCCAGUGCCCUCCUGCAACUCCACACUGCCCCCAACUGUCAAUACAAGGUUUCUAUUCGGACGUCGUUUCCCAAAGUGCUUGGGCAGAUUCUGCGUUUCUGUGGUCCAGUCCUGCCUGUUUACUCGGCUGUAGUGCUUCUUCUGAUGAUCAGGGCUCAGCUGAGCUCCAUCAAAACAUCUGGACAUCCUGCUGGAAUACAAGAGGGCAUUUGUAAAUCAUUACAGCUUCACAAACUGGAACUGCCCGUCCUCCUGCUGCUGCUGCUGCUCAGGCAGAGCUGGUUUCAGGAUGUGUGGUCCUCUCUGGGUCUCCCUGCAGUAGAUGCUCUUCCUUUAAACUCCGUGGAGGGCCUAUCCCAGGAUUCGAAGGCCUCUGUACAUGAAUGGCCCCGUAUAGUGUCCCCACUACUGUGUGUGCUCGGUGCAUCCAUUGCGUUCUGGGGUAGUGCAGUCCUCAGAGUGUUUGUCUGCUUCCUCUCUUUUUUUCUUGCUCCAAUGCACAGACCGUCAGUGUCUCGGGAUUGCGGCACACUUCGUCUUCAUUCUCAGAUUCUCCUGAUUAUCUUUCUAAGUGUGCUGGGAGGCGUCACAUGUGGAGCGCUGGCUCUUACGGUCUCCUCUCUUCUCCACCUCUACAGGGUGCUUAGAUUACAGAUGACAGAGAGGUCACUGAGCCACAUGUUGAACCUGGCGCCUCCGAAAGUUUCACAAAAAUCAGAAAAUGGUUUCCGUGCCAGCGACGCUCACAGUAAGGUUAACGAAUGUAAUGGCAGCCCUUUACUGACAGAAUCAGUGCUACAAGACGUCAGGGAUGAUCUGCAGCUCCACUUUAGUCUGUCCACACUGCUUAUUCUCGCCAUGAUGCUUAGCGUCCCUUCCCUUAUCCACUGGAGGCACAAUCUCAGAUAUUGGGUUCAUCUGGAUCCUGACCCCUGCUGGCCUCACAUUGUACCUCUGCUCAUCAGCUCUGUUCUGCUCAUCAACUGCAACACAGAUACACUCCUGCGCAGCAAACUGAUGCUGAAUCUGACUCUUCAUCUGCUGGUGCCGCUGUGUGUGGGCAUGCUGGCUUUUUGUCCGCUGCACCUUUACAGAGUCACUUAUUUCCUGUCUGCAGCUCUGACCCUCAUGGUUUGUUCUUGCUACUUUUGACCUCCCUGUAAACUUUAAAUGUGAGUCUGCACUGAGAUUAAAACAAGACAUGGGCUUCGCAUAAAUUCAGACCAGAUCUAGACCAAAACAGCCUUAGAACCCUGUGUGUGUUCACAUGGACUAUUGACAUCAGUGGACCAGCACACCCAGAGUCAUGUGACUUGUGGUUUGUCAUUUUGUAGCUUCUGUACAGGGUAUUAUACUUGUUAAUGGUGGUAUGUCUGUAUUCAUGAGCAAUACCUUGUUUUGUAAGGCUAGUUUCCCAGACACCUUAAGCCUCGGCCUGAACUACACUACGUCUAAGACUGUAUUCAAUCAGUAUGUGUGUGAGAAACUAGCCUAUACUGGUGUGUGUUGGUGUGUGGGAGUGUAGAUGUCUGAUUUAGUGUUAAUUCGUCAACAUGAAGUCUUAAUUGAUAGGGGUUUAUCAGUAUCAUUUCUGUUUUCAGUGAAUGCUUUAUAGUUUGUUUUUUUAUAUACAAUUAUUUAUUUAUUAAUUUAUCGGUAUUCAGUAUAUUUUUUUUUUUUUCAUAUUCCGUAUUGCACAUUAUGAUUUUGGGACGCCUACAAUUCAUUUGUAGAAUUUCAUUUGUAAAAAUGGUAUAUUUUGUAUUUUAAAAGCCACGUUAUGGUUAUCAGCCGUAACAAUUAUCAUUUAUCCAUAUAAGCCAGAAUUUUAAAAAUGGUGCCCUUUCAGUUGACCCUAUUUACUUCCUGAUCUCGUGCAUGCUAUUCUGAAGAUUUGUUUUUUAAAAUUAAGAAAUUGAGCACUCCAUCUACAUUUGCUCCAAUCCAAAUACACAUUCAUUAUUUUAUUUCAUAUAUUAAUUCAGAUCACAGUAGUGUUGAUAGCGACUGAAAAGUCUAUAGUUUCAUAGCAAAUGCAUUGUAAAACCACUCUGAACUGUAUUGUUUGCCCUACAUUAACGCUAUCCCUUUCUUUUUCUGGCCACUGUAGCCUCUGAUUUACAGUUUCAAAACUUUUGAAUCGCAUUACAGCAUUAUUUAACAAUUUUGUUAGUUAGGGAGCUGCACGAAACUGCUAGCAUGACAUCCGAUCGAGCUUUGCAGCUCUUGCAAUCGUAUGCGCAUCUGACAUGUCACAUCACGGAAGUAAAAUGGGUUACAAAAUGCAUUUUCAUGUUGACUUUGAAGGAUGUACAAGCAGCUUUAGGUGUUUGUUUGCUUUUGUGCCGUUUACGUGCGAGUGUGACUGGAUCUCUUUGCCUGUUCUAUCUUCGAUCUGUCAUUUCUGCCUUAAGCCGUUUAGCUUUGAAUGCACAUGUAAUGCCUGUAGGUGCUGGAGUACCUCUGUGUUAGACAGAUCUCUUCUUAUUAACACCCUUUUGCAUUAGCCGAAGCUGUAAGGCAAGUCUGAGUAGCAUAGCAUUCCGUCUGGAGAUGUUAUCCCGAGGUUAUGUGUCACGAAACCGGACUGACAAGCAAUAUGUUUUUAUAUCGGUGUGCACAAUUUGCGGUGUUGAAAAGACACCGCCGUUUCAUUUAAGGUUAUAGCGUCUCUUAUAACCUGAGACACGUUAUUAGAAACACUGCCACAGUCACAGUAGCCAUGAGAUUGUUGCUGUCUGCACAGCUUCUUUUUUUUUUUUUUUUUACUGUAACGUUUGAUGAAUGCUGUUGAUGGUCCAUGCCUCACACAUUGCUCAGCAGCCUCCAUCUGAUCCGUCAUCAUUUGAUCCGCUCAUGACGGCUUGAACUCUGAUUCAGGACAGCUUACCCGGAGAGCUGAAAUUAUUCUUGGUCAUCCUGAAUCGAAUGAGAGAACGGUGCCUUUCUUGUAAUAUGCCCCUGCUUCUCUGAUAUUCGCGAUUGAACUUUCUCGUCACUGAGGACGGAUGUUUGUCAGUCCAUCCAAGUAGUCUGAUAUUUAAAUCGGAUGUCCUCCUCUUACAGGAUGUAAUUGACCAAAAACACACAAUCGUGUCUCUGCACUGUGAAUGUACUUGAAUGUGCGUUUGAAUCAUUUUGCGGUGAGCUUUGAUGUUUGUUGUUUUUACGCUGCGUUGCAAUCUUGCUCUGCCUCAUGCUAAAUUUAAGCUUUUUUUUUUGUGGUGAAAGUGUGAAAGGCUGCCUCUUUUUCUAUCAAUACGAUUGUUUUCAUUGGUGUUCACUGUGAUGUGCCACAAUAUUUGGAGGCCAGGAUCUGAUUAUAUGUCUCAAAGCAAGAACUGCUAAUUCAGGGCCAGAUCUGUCCUGAUUAUGUAACACUGAAGCCAAACAGAUCCAACAGCAACUCUUUAACACUGCAGCAAUGACAGCAAUGUUUGUAUUGAUGUUAGUAAGGCUUCUGCUGUGAAACCGUAAUGAGGAAUUAGCUCGUUUUGUUAAAUAGAGUUGUUAUGUGGUUAAUAGCUCUGCUGUAGCAGCUGAUUGAUGGUAAAGACCCUUAGAAUUAGUUUUUCACUAACAUUUGAAAGUUUGGGGUCAGUAAUAUUUUUCGUUUUUACAUUUUUAAAAGACAUGAAUACUAUAUUCAGCAAGAAUGCAUUGAAUUGAUCAAAAUCAUGUUAAAAAAAGUGUAAAAUUCAGUUUUAAAUAAAUCUUGUUUUUUUUUUACUUUAGUCAUCAAUAAAUUCUUUUAAUAAAUAAUAAUGGAAUAAGACAUUUUUUUUUUCAACAUUUGUGAUAAUAAGAAAUGGUUCUUGAGCGUCAAACCAGCAUAUUAAAAUUAUUUCUGAAAGAUCAUGUGACCAUUAAAGAAUGGAGAAUAACUGCUAAAUAUUCUGCUUUUCCUUUUUAGAACAUUUGAAUUUAAUCUCAUUUUAAAUUUUAUUUAAUAGAAAAUAUUUGUUUUAAAUUGUAAUAAUGUUUUUUUGUUUGUUUGUUUUUUGUUUUGUUUUUAUCAAAUAAAUGCAGUCUUGAUGAAGAUGAGGAAAAAAGUUACUGACCCUAAACUUCUGAACAGUAUUGUAUGCUAUAACAGGCAACUAAAUUAAAACCUGAAAGUGUAACAGAAAUAUGAUGUUAAGAUAUGACUUUUUAAAUGGUUAAAAACACAAAAUUUUUACAUAAUAAAAAGCUAAUUAUGAAGCUAAAAAAUGGUUCAAACAUUCUGAAGAUUUUGUAUGUAUAUAUCUGUUAAGUAUAUUAAUGUAUUAACAGGUCAGUAUAAAGGGAUAUUAACCUGAAAACCUCAGACAAAACCGUAAUCCACCUUUUUAGUGAAAAAAUAUUAGAUUAGAGGGAAUUUAAGUCUACAAGCCUGCACAUUCAACAGACAUAUUCUGUGACAAACAUAAAUCCAGUAUUUCUGUUGGUUUUGAGUAGGGUUUCAGACUGGGCUAUAGUUUAGCUGUGACUGUUUUUUUUUUUUUUUUUUUUUUUUUUAUAUAUAUAUAUAUAUAGUAUGCAGCUCACUGCCUCAUGAACCUAAAUGCUGUUGUGCUUUAAUAUAUUUGCAGUGACUCACUCAUUACAGUGACUCGUCUGUUAUAAAUAUCGUAAGGAGUUGAUAUUACUUCUGAUUUGAAAUCAUUAAUCAGCAGUUGUAAAUUGCUCACAAUAAACCUUUUUUUUUUUUUUUUUUUUUUUUUUUUUUAAGUAUAAUUUACUAAAAUGUUUACUAAGAGAUCUAGUUCAAGUGUGAUUAUAGUGCCGUUUUGCUUGGUUUGUGGUGCUUUUGUAAUUCACUCAUGUGCAGUGACUAUGAAACUGUAAGAGUGUAAAUGAACAUUUGUCAGUGCUUCUUUUUUUACUUGUAUGUGAAGCACCGUCUAUCAGCACAUUUAUGCUAACAUGUUAGCACUUCUUUCGGCAGUCAGACUGAUUUACCAUCAUUGGCUUGCACCUGUUUGGCCAAAAAGCAGCGUCACUGUGAUUCGGUUGUGAUCAUUGUUUUCUUAAUACAGUGAUUAGGGCAGUCCGUGCUUUAUUUCUGUUGUUAUUUAAUAUACAGAUGUGCUAGAAAGUGUCGGAGAUGUUGUUGUGUACCUGCUUUGUAAUUAAGAUGUUACGAAGCAGGAUGACGAGGUAAAUGCUCGUUUAUCUCUAAGCUUUGUAUAUGGUGAAAUAACAAACUGAUCAUUCUCAGGUUAAAUAAUGUGUUGUGGAGUCAGUGGCUUUUAGUGCGUAUAUAUAUCUUGACAUGUUGUUUUACACAAAAAUAUGUGCAAUUUUUGAGCACUACUGCAGUUCCAAUAAAAAUUGUUUACUCAGAGUUGAUUGAACA
Molecule: messenger RNA, 7859 nt
Organism: Puntigrus tetrazona (Sumatra barb)
Lineage: Eukaryota; Metazoa; Chordata; Actinopteri; Cypriniformes; Cyprinidae
Gene: pgap1
Product: post-GPI attachment to proteins inositol deacylase 1
Exons: 26
Coding region: 848-3670 (940 amino acids)
Biological process (GO): endoplasmic reticulum to Golgi vesicle-mediated transport; GPI anchor metabolic process
Cellular component (GO): endoplasmic reticulum
Molecular function (GO): phosphatidylinositol deacylase activity
Source: RefSeq, a predicted model, not a curated record